AUGAAGGUCGUACUGGCAAAUCUCAUCUUGGUUAGUGCAGUGUGGGGGUCACCGAGGUUGGACCCGCUAGUGAACACAAAGAAGGGCCUGAUCCGGGGUCUCCAGGCGUCUGAUGGGGACUACUCCAUGUUCAUGGGCAUUCCCUAUGCGAGGGUUAACCAGAGCAAUCCGUUCGGGCCGUCUUUACCUUACCCCGAUUUCGACGAAGUGUUCGAGGCCUACGACGACUCAGCAAUAUGUCCGCAAGUUGAACAGUUCGUAAACCAAAUAGUAGGAUCCCUAGACUGUCUUCACCUCAAUAUAUACGUACCCAACAAGGCUACCUCUAGAAACCGUCUCCCAGUCCUCAUUUGGAUAUAUGGAGGAGCAUUCCAAAGAGGUUUCGCCGGACGCUUCUUAUAUGGGCCCAAGUAUUUAGUGAGAAAUGACAUCAUUCUGGUCACAGUCAACUAUCGAGUGGGUCCUUACGGCUUCAUGUGUCUGGACACACCGGAAAUACCCGGAAACCAAGGUUUGAAAGAUCAGUUGAGCGCUUUGCGAUGGGUGAAAGACAAUAUCGACGCGUUCGGAGGUGACGUAAACAAGGUGACAAUAAUUGGGGAGAGCGCUGGAGGAAAGUCUGUUGACUUCCAUCUUCAUUCAGCGCAGGAGAAAUUGUUCGACAAAGUUAUAAUACAAAGCGGAACAACCCUGUGCCCGUCGGCGGUACCAGAAGCCGACACAAGAGCUCCAAUGACAAUUGUCGAACAUCUUGGCUAUGAAGCUGAAGACAACGCAGACGCCCUGAACUUCCUAUCAACAGUCGAACCGAAGCUAGUUAUAGCGGCUGUGACAGAGCUCUCUCUUACGUUCCUUCCAUGUGUUGAAAAAGACUUCGAUGGUGUGGAGAAAUUUGUGGAAGUACACCCCAUCAAUAGCCAGAUACCAAAAGCUAAGGAUGUAAAAAUUCUCGCCGGCUACAAUAACAGAGAAAUGCUUGUUAGUUAUGGAAACAAAGCAUCAGGCUACGAAGAUAAUGUGUUUAAGAUAAACUUGGAAAAGACUUUCGAUUUAAGCGACAAUGAAGACCUAAUAACACUGGUUCGGCAGUUUUAUAUCGGAGAUGAAGAUAUGAGCGUUGACUUAAAAUGGGAUCUGAUGGACUUUGAUUCUGACUUUUCCUACAAUCACCCAGUACACAGAAGCUUACAGAAGUAUCUAGAAAACGAUGGAAUGGUCUACCACUAUAUAUUCUCAUACUCAGGCGGCAGAAACCUCUAUAAAUUCAAAAACAAUAUAACUGAAGUUGGUGCAGCCCACGCUGAUGAAAUUGGCUACCUCUUUGAUGUAUCAAUAAUGGACACUCCAUCCGAUGAAGAUCAGCUCGUCAUCGACAGAAUCACGAAGUUGUGGACUAAUUUCGUGAAAUAUGGAAUUUGGAAUUUGGAAUUUGGAAAUCAACUAGCGAUAGAAGUAAACGGAAAACGAAGGACUGUGCUAGGUGAAAAUGUGUUUUGUGGAGUGUGCCUAAGAAAGGCUAAAAAUGAAGACGAGGAUGCUUUGUUUUCAAAACAUUUAAAAGAUGCACAUGGCUUAGACGAUACACUUAAAACACGAACUUCGACCAUAAAAGAGUUUUUCACUCCAAGAAUCAGUGGCAGAAUCAGAGAUGGAAGUGGUAAGAGCGAUAAAUGGUCGCUGUCCCGAGAUUUGGCUCUUUGGUUUGCUAGAUCACUGAUGCCAUUUGAUACUGUAGAAAAUGAUGCAAUGAUCGACUUUUUAAAAAAAUACAGCGUUAUUGUUUCCGAUGCAGACUUGCCAUCGAGACACAAUAUUGCACGAGAAGGACUGGAAGAUGUGUACAACAGUAUGCUGGCGUAUAUAAAUGCUUUCAUUUCGAAACAAAGCUCGCUUCGGUGCCUUGACUGUCGAUAUGUGGACCGAUAA
This is a messenger RNA of Parnassius apollo (apollo), 1926 nucleotides long. The record is from the annotation of a GenBank genome assembly. NCBI's taxonomy places the organism in Eukaryota, Metazoa, Arthropoda, Insecta, Lepidoptera, Papilionidae.